Messenger RNA from Cordyceps fumosorosea ARSEF 2679, 2307 nucleotides. RefSeq names its product neutral ceramidase precursor. NCBI's taxonomy places the organism in Eukaryota, Fungi, Ascomycota, Sordariomycetes, Hypocreales, Cordycipitaceae. The transcript has 3 exons. Gene Ontology annotation, biological process: ceramide catabolic process; long-chain fatty acid biosynthetic process; sphingosine biosynthetic process. Gene Ontology annotation, cellular component: extracellular region. Gene Ontology annotation, molecular function: N-acylsphingosine amidohydrolase activity. The coding region runs from base 1 to 2307 and encodes 768 amino acids. The record is from RefSeq and is a predicted model, not a curated record.
AUGGGUGUCCCGGAAGCUCCGCGAAAGGCGCCAGCCUCUACGUUCAGGACUAUCCUCACAAUCUUCUCUCUCGUCUCUGUCUUCAUCUUUGGUGCCUAUGCGCUGGGUGCGCCCUCCGACAGCCAUGAUCGACGCGCCUACAGCUUCGCCGCGGCACACUUUGGCCAUCGGACGGGUUUCUCUCCCUCGCCCGCGUCACCGUCCGCAUCCGCGUCGGCAUCGACGUCGGGGCGCCGUGACGGGUACCUGAUUGGCGUGGGAAAGGCCGAUAUCACCGGCCCCGUGGUCGAGAUCAACUUUGCCGGUUACGCCAAUCUCGACCAAAAGGGCACUGGUUUGCGCCAGCGUCUCUUCAGCCGCGCCUUUAUCAUCGGCGACAAGAGUAACCCCAAGGACCGCUUCGUCUACAUAGUCAUCGACACCCAGUCUGGCGACACCGCCGUCCGAUAUGGCGUUCUCGACGGUGUUUCUGCGCUCGGCAGCGAAUAUUCUGUUUAUGGCCAGCAAAACAUUGCCCUGACAGGCACGCACAGCCACUCAGGUCCCGGUGCCUGGUUCAACUAUCUGCUGCCCCAGAUCACGUCUCUCGGCUUCGACAAGCAGAGUUACCAGGCCAUUGUUGACGGUGUAGUCCUCUCCAUUAAGCGUGCUCACGAAAGCUUACAAGAGGGCUACAUUGAUGUAGGAAGUACCAAGGUCUCUGACGGCGCCAUCAACCGCUCUCGCUGGGCCUAUCUAAACAACCCUGAAGAAGAGCGUGCCAGAUAUGACGCCGAGACUGACACUGAUCUCACUCUCAUUCGCUUCCAGAGAGCCUCCGACAGCAAGAAUAUCGGCGUUCUGUCCUGGUUCCCCGUCCACGGUACCUCCAUGCUCGGGAAUAAUACCCAUGCUUCGGGUGACAACAAGGGCGUCGCAGCUUGGCUGCUGGAGGAGGACAUGAAGAACGACAAGAACACUGCAGAUGGCUUCGUCGCUGGCUUCAGUCAGGCCAAUGUUGGCGACACGACACCGAAUGUCUUGGGCGCGUGGUGCGAUGAUGGAUCCGGUCAGCAGUGCAGCCUGGAAAACAGCACCUGCGCCGAUGGCAAGUCUGAGUCCUGCCACGGCCGUGGUCCAUUUUUCGCGGCUCUGGAUCUCGGCGUCAAGAGCUGCUUCGAAAUGGGUCGCCGCCAGUAUGCCGGUGCCAAGUCGAUUCUUGACUCCCUUGAUUCUUCUGGCACUGCCAUCUCCGGGUCGACAGUCAAGUCCUUCCACUUCUACAACGACAUGCGCUACUUCAACUUUACCCUCCCCAACGGCAAGCAGGCCCAGACGUGCCCAGCCGCGCUCGGCUACUCCUUCGCGGCCGGCACCUCAGAUUGGCCGGGUGCGUUUGACUUUACGCAAGGCGACUCGGGUAAACCCAACGCCAACCCGAUCUGGAAGGUCGUCUCGGGCCUCUUGAGGGUUCCCAGCGCAGCACAGAAGAAGUGCCAGGAGCCCAAGCCGAUCCUCCUCGAUGUCGGCGAGAUGCAGGAGCCCUACCCGUGGACACCCAAUAUUGUCGACGUGCAGAUGCUCCGCGUCGGGCAGCUCGUCUUCAUUAUCAGCCCCAGCGAGGCCACGACCAUGAGCGGCCGCCGCUGGCGUGAGGCCGUCGCCAAGGAGGCCGCGUCCUUCGUCAAGGACCCCGUCGUCGUCCUCGGCGGGCCGGCCAACAGCUACUCGCACUACCUCGCGACGCCCGAGGAGUACGACAUCCAGCGCUACGAGGGCGCCUCGACGCUCUUUGGACGCAACGAGCUCCCCGCCUACAUCAACCUGACGGUGAGCAACAUGCACUACCUGCAUCCCGACGCCACCGAGCAGCCCGCCCAAGGCACCCUCGCGCCGGACAACCGCGGCAAGAUGCUCUCCUUCAUCACCGGCGUCGUCGUGGACGGCCACCCCCCGGGCAAGAACUACGGAUCCGUGCUCCGCCAACCCGCUGGGUCCGCCACCAUCGGCGGCGCGGUCAACGCCACGUUCCAGGGCGCCAACCCGCGCAACAACCUGCGCCAGGAGGACACGUUCGUCGCAGUCGAGAGGCAGACAGGCAACAGCACGUGGACCCGCUACAUGGACGACAACCACUGGGACCUCGUGUACACGUGGCGCCGCACGAACGGCCUCCUGGGCUGGAGCGAGGUGGACGUCGCGUGGGAGACGCAGCAGGGCCGCGCGGAGCCGGGCACGUACCGCUUCAAGUACUACGGCGACUCCAAGUCUGUCAUCGGCCGCAUCACACAGUUUGAGGGCACGAGCAACUCCUUUACCCUAUCUUGA